CCUUAAUACUUGGUAUUGAUCAUUACAGCUAACUUCUGACUGUAGCUAACUUUUGAAAUAUAUAUCAAAUUCAAUAUUCGUUAGUUUCAUAAUUAUACCAAGUAUGCUAACUGCACUUAUUUUACUUCAAUUACUCAUUCCACCGAGUUUUCAAUUCAUGUUCGGUGGUAGUGGUGGAGGAGGAUGCGGAUGUCCUUGUCCAGUUCCACCUCCCGUCCCGAUUUGUGCUCCACAAACUAUCUGUGCUCAACAAGCUCCGUGCUCAUCUUCUUCAUCAUAUUCACCAUCAUAUUCUGCGUCAUAUGCUUCUGUUCCAGCUCCAGUUCCUUCGCCAUUUUAUCAAUCGGGUUGGUCGAAUCCCAUCCCUUCAUAUGCUUCUGCUCCAGCUCUUCCAUCAUAUUCAACUGCAUAUUCCAUGGCUCCUCCACCUCUUAUCCUACCUUCGUCUCCUUCAUACGUAGCUCCAGUAUCUGCUCCAUCAUACUCUCUAACUCCAUCCAUUUCCAUUCCUGGGCCAUUUCCACCGGCACCUCUUUAUGUGCCACCUGCACCACCAAUGCCAAUUGUGACUGAUGGAUAUGAUAAAAUUUCAAUCGUAACGUCUAUUGCAACAACUCCAUCGUAUUUGCAAAGUGGUUAUGCUCCAGCUACACUAGCAUAUGAAAAGCAGUAUGAUGAAGAGAGUAGUCUGGAAGGAAUGGCACCACCUCCACCCCCUCCUCCGCCAAUUGAUAUACCAAAAGAUGUCAAAACCUACGACUACCGCACUUCAGAAGUUGUAAGCCAUUCGGAAAACUAUAAACCAGCGUUUGUUCCAAGUGCAAGUUAUUUGGAAGAUGUGUCAGAAGAAGGCCAAUUAGUUGAAAAACAAGGGCAUUGGUCUAAGGGAUCAGAUUCCCAGACUUCUUCAAAAUAUGGUCAAUUUGAAAGUCGACAUAAUAUUCUGAAACGAAUGAAGACGGAGUCAAUACCAAGAACCAAUAACACUUGUAAUUCAAUAAAAUUAGCAAAUGUGAUGAUGAGAGCUAUUGUGGAUGAUGUUUCUGUAUCAAAGAGAAUGAUUCAACAUGCCACAAAGUCAGCGUUCGAUGGUGCCAAAUUUGAUGUAUUUUGUGCAAUUGGAGAGUUCAGUUAUAGUAUUCACUCCCGCAAGUAUUGUGAAGUGACGAAGCAGGAGGUCACUUGUUUUGCUUUCCGAUAAUAAUUGAAUAUCUAGAUCCGAUUUAUGUUUUUUUCCUGCAUAUUUAUUAUAUGUAAUAAAUAAGAAAC
Molecule: messenger RNA, 1269 nt
Organism: Caenorhabditis elegans
Lineage: Eukaryota; Metazoa; Nematoda; Chromadorea; Rhabditida; Rhabditidae
Gene: grl-2
Product: Ground-like domain-containing protein
Exons: 6
Coding region: 104-1201 (365 amino acids)
Source: RefSeq, marked reviewed